AUGGCCUUCAACCUCAACCGCCUCCGCGACUUCAUCCCAAAAGACCUACCCCGCCUGCCCACCUGGCCAGCACAAGACAGCGAAGAUGGAGAUAGCAGACCCGUCACCGCCGGCAGCGUCGACACAGAUGCGGUGGAGCACAGUGGACCGAUCACAAUGGAACCCGCAGACCCAAUCCCGAUCUCCAGCGGGCCCAAAAGCAAUCUCGAUCUGAUUAAUGAAUGCGAUAACUUUCCCUACUACAACACUGAUCCAAAGCUCUUCUCUGCACACAUAAACACAUACUACGCGCUGUAUGUGCGACAGUUUCCAGAGACGGAGCUGGGAUAUGUGCUGCCUAGUGUUGCGGAAGUCUUCAGAGGACUGCCGGAUUGGAAGAUCGAUGAUGGAGAGAGGAGUCUGACACUCAUGACUGGGGAAACGGAGGAAGAGAGGAGUCAAGUCGUGGAAGCAACGAUCAAAGCAAUGCACGCAACAGGCCAUUUCAAAGUGCUGAGCAAAUGGCGGGACGAGCUAUAUCCCGUCUACGGACCGCAAGGACAACUCCUGUUCAACAUGGAGCGGAGCGCGAGCGCAUUGUUUGGAAUUGUGACGUAUGGAUGCCAUAUGACAGCAUAUGUGAGAACAGUGGUGAACAAUACAGACUCGCCGGAAGAUACUGAGGAGAUGAAGAUCUGGGUUCCGAGGCGGGCGGCUGAUAAGCAGACCUAUGGAGGCAUGUUGGACAACACUGUGGCUGGAGGCAUUGCAAGUGGAGAGAGUCCGUUUGAGAGCAUAGUGAGGGAAUCCGCGGAGGAGGCUUCAUUGCCGGAGGAACUGGUGAGACGGUAUGCCAAGGCUGUGGGCAUGGUGUCGUACUUCCAUAUCCGGGACCACAGAGCUGGUGGAGAGAUACGUUUGCUGCAGCCGGAGGUGCAAUACGUGUAUGAUUUGCAGCUGAGUGAGGAUGUGGUUCCGAAGCCGUCAGACGAUGAAGUGGAGGGAUUCGAGCUGAUGACCAUUGACGAAGUGAAGCAGGCGUUGAGGAAUGGCGAGUUCAAGCCAAACUGUUCGCUAGUUCUGCUGGACUUCUUCGUGAGGCAUGGCAUCUUGACACCAGAAACCGACGCGAGUUACAUCGAUAUUGUUGCGAGAUUGCAUCGGAAGCUGGACUUUCCUGUGCAGAUACGAACGCCUUGA
Molecule: messenger RNA, 1179 nt
Organism: Fulvia fulva
Lineage: Eukaryota; Fungi; Ascomycota; Dothideomycetes; Mycosphaerellales; Mycosphaerellaceae
Exons: 1
Coding region: 1-1179 (392 amino acids)
Molecular function (GO): 8-oxo-dGDP phosphatase activity
Source: RefSeq, a predicted model, not a curated record